AUGUUACUUCUAAGAUUGGUCCCAGCGGAGAGGGUCGUCCCGCGAGGGGUCACUGCCCUGCGGCGCUGCUGCUAUUCUACGACUUCCGGGAAGAAAAUAAAACCAGAGAAACCGAACAUCGUCGUGCUGAACCCGAAGCAGGCUGGGAUUGCUGCAAGGAAUAGAGACCCGCGGAAACUUCCCCAUAGCAGUCAUCAUCUUUCAAUACUACAAGGCGUUGACUUGGGCGCCGACAAUUCGAAGACCAGCGUUCAUCGCAGACAACCGUCUAGGGACGGCGACGCAGCUACCGAGGAAAAUGCGGACUACUUGUCGCUGCUAAACUUCCAGUCGAAGAUCACCCCUGAGCAAAUAGUGUCGUCGAUAGACUCUUUGAAACCACCACAGACCUCUGUGUCAAAUGCCACGGUCCAAUCCCUGACACAGAACUUGUACGACUCAUAUACAGCCAAACAACUGCAAUAUUUCUUGAAGUCCAAGGAUCCGAACAUGCAACGCUCGCGACUGAACAAGGGCAUCAUGAUCAACAAGAUACUUCUCCAGAUAUGGGGUCUCAAGAUAAUGGACUCAUUAACCACAACGAAAUUUAGACAGAUAAAGAUGUCGCGCAGGUCUGCAAAAUUAUUGAUCCUAACCCAAAAUGGGAAGAUCCUACAAAAUCUGAUCCGUUUGAAUAAAAACCUCCUGAUACAGCUUAACUUCUCCACCAACGACCUGAAUAUAUGGUGUGAUGACGAGUCAUUGAUCAGGUUUAUCGAGAUUUCCAUUUCGCAGAUUUUAAGAAACGUCGUGAUCACCUCCUGGGAUUUGGGCACUUUGACACCAGAUUUGAUGGCUCUGAUAACUAAAACAUGCGCCGUAGAUAUCGAUCUAGCAACAAACGAGUGUGCCGCUUUUGGAUGGAAAAGAAUUAAUUUGGCCAAAAGACUGUUUAAGUGGGUACAAGCCGCCUCGCUGGAAAAGAAGGUGAUGUUCGAAAACGAGCGAAUACAGAAGUGGACCAGCGAAAACAGGGAAGUCCACACAGAAUCCUUCUUCUUCAAUGAUAUCGGGAGUUUAAAUUGGUUUCGAAGAAACUAUAACGACUGGACGCGGCUGCAAGAAGUUGCACCCUUUACCGAGACAGAGAAGACACCUUCAGCAGAGUCUUUUGUAGAUGAUGAAAAGAUCAAUGAGCUCCACGACUUCUUGUACUCCAAGAGAACUCCGCCAACUGCGGCGCCCUUCGAGCUUGUGAAUGAUGCUUCUCAAUCACCAACUCAUCACUCUUUAAUUAGUGUAUCUCUUGGUCAACUAUUGACGCGGUCAAAAACCGCAGAAACCUUUUUUUUGCCGAGGGUACCUCACCUGGUAUCAAAACUGAUGAAGCUGCCACUCUACGACGACUUUAAGACCAAAGAUGCUAUGUUCACGGUCGAGCAACAUGACUACUAUCUGCAAUUGCAGUUUGCCCCUGCCAUUGAAAAUCCAGAUCUGCCCCCUCUUGAAAUAUGGUUGGAACUAGAUGAUAAUGAUGACAUCAUCUUGGAGUCCGCACAAUGUCUAGUUCAAGAACAAAAAUCGAAUUACCUGAUACAAACACCAGAACUGUGCCACGAUUAUAAGGUAAGCAUGGAAACCGUCUCUAAUGUAUCAUUGGAAACACAAAAUAUGGUUAAGACGUAUCUGAAGAACCUGAAAUUUACCUCUCUAAACCACUUCAAGUGCUCACAUCAACUCUCCGUGGCUGCACCGGAUGGAAAGAAUGCAAUUUACGACUAUUUAGCCGUAAACUAUCACAGAAUUAUAAAACUAAGGUAUAUGGACAAAUACGUUGUUCAGUUCUCUGAUAUCAAUGGUGGCUCCCUAGGGGGUAGAUACUCUCAAGUCCAUUUUGUUUGUGAUGAGAACCCAACGAGGGACCAAUUUUCAACAUUCAUAAAAGAUGUCUUCAAAUUCAACUAA
This is a messenger RNA of Huiozyma naganishii CBS 8797, 1944 nucleotides long. It is a transcript of the gene SLS1, whose product is annotated as Sls1p. Lineage: Eukaryota; Fungi; Ascomycota; Saccharomycetes; Saccharomycetales; Saccharomycetaceae. The transcript has a single exon. The record is from RefSeq and is a predicted model, not a curated record. Gene Ontology annotation, cellular component: mitochondrial inner membrane. The coding region runs from base 1 to 1944 and encodes 647 amino acids.